CAUUUAUAAACUUUUAAAGCUAUGAUAAUAAUUCUGAACAACAGUCACGGGUCAGAAUAGUUUCCACGUUAAGGUAUUGACGGUCGUAUUGCAGAUUGAAAUGAUCCAUUUUAAUAACACCACAGAAAACAACACUUAUGGAAACGUGAGCGAUGAAAAGACACUGUCUAAAGUCUUCCGUGUUGACUCUUACUGUGUUCCAAUAGCCACUAUUUUAAGUGUGAUUUCAAUUGUCGGACUAGUGACGAAUUUUAUAGUUAUUGUGACUAUUGCCAGUGACAGAAAACUUCAUCAACCUACGUUUGUUGUCAUCUGUUCCCUUGCGGUGGCAGAUUUUUUGUUUUUGUUUACACGAUAUCCUAGAUACAUUAUACAAUGCUUUUUUACUGCAAAAUUUUCAGUAGAACUUUUAAGAGCCAUUAAAAUGAUUCUAGAUUUUAGUGGCUUUCUUGCUGGGAUAGCAUCGAUUGUUCAUAUUGUUUUCAUAUCAGUUCUUAGAUAUUUCAUAAUAGUUCAUCCGUUUAGAAGUUAUGUUCUUCUUACAAAUCUACGUGUUAUUUUGAUGACAUUUGUGAUAUGGACAUUAAGUGCAGGAAUCGCUAUUUUAUAUACAUUUGCUGUACUCAUAAACGGAUCUAAAGACCCUAGACUUCGAGAAACUACAAACCUCGUUUUAACAAUUUUAUUUUCCCUCCUCCCUGUUCUUUUUAUCACAACUUUGCAUGUUUUGAAAGCAAAUGUUCUCAUUCAGUCUAUUUCAAACUGUUCACAAACUGUACGGAGCAUGUCACGUAUUGUUACCAUUGUUCUAACUAGUUUCAUUAUAACGACCACACCAUCUAGUACAAUUGACAUAAUGAUCAUAUUUGGAUACAACUACACUAAAACACAAUGGUUUUCAAUUACAUCACAAUUAGCAAAAAUAUUACUAUUUCUAAAUUUUACUGUAAACCCCUUCGUUUACUUUGUAAAUUCAAUUCAGUUUCGAAAAAGUAUUAAAACACGUUUCGCAAGAAUUAAACACAGUAGAGGUAGUUCUACACUUACAAGUCAAACAAAUGCUUCGAAUAAUGAACGGUCCUCGUCUUACAUAUCUGGUUCAAGAUCACAACAGGUACACAUAGCAGAAUCAACCAGAAUUUGAUUACACGGAUAAAUAUUGAUGUGAAUAUUCAAACACGAUUUUCUUAUACAAGAAAAGAAAUCAGUUAUGUAACCACUACAAUUAGAACAUAAACAUGGUCAUCUGUGACACAGGUAUUCAAUAAAAGCCAACCAACUUGUAAUGACAUCUGUUAAUUAUUCUUUUUUGGGGGGAUAUAAAAUACUACAUGUAUUUUGGGGUUUGUUGUUGGUUGGGUUGCUGCC
Mytilus trossulus (common blue mussel) is the source of this 1368-nucleotide messenger RNA. RefSeq names its product adrenocorticotropic hormone receptor-like. The transcript is spliced from 2 exons. Gene Ontology annotation, biological process: G protein-coupled receptor signaling pathway. Gene Ontology annotation, cellular component: membrane. The record is from RefSeq and is a predicted model, not a curated record. The coding region runs from base 101 to 1144 and encodes 347 amino acids. Gene Ontology annotation, molecular function: G protein-coupled receptor activity. Lineage: Eukaryota; Metazoa; Mollusca; Bivalvia; Mytilida; Mytilidae.